Sinocyclocheilus rhinocerous is the source of this 1063-nucleotide messenger RNA. RefSeq lists its product as uncharacterized. The coding region runs from base 274 to 1062 and encodes 262 amino acids. The transcript has a single exon. NCBI's taxonomy places the organism in Eukaryota, Metazoa, Chordata, Actinopteri, Cypriniformes, Cyprinidae. The record is from RefSeq and is a predicted model, not a curated record.
CUUCCCUCUCCAACAUCAAACGCGAGGGAUGCGCUUCAUCGCCUUAGGGGACUGGAUGGAUGGAGCGACAGGGUCAUGAAGGUGACCACAACCUCUGGGUUGGAUUUAGGGGGCUGUUACCGCAGAAGGAGCCUAUCCAUAAUUAAUAAGAGCGAGUCGGAGAUCCUAGAACCGAAGCGCAACCACCGGCGAGUCAUGUCACAAACUGACAGCGCUUCCAGAGGAGCUGACGAGGAAGACAAAGGAGGAUGAAGGAGGCAGAGGAGGAUUAUAAUGAAGCUGAGUGGCAAAGGACUGUGCACCAUCGUCUCCAGCAGUCUGCUCUUCGUGUGUGCCGUGAGCGCUGUGGUCGUGGGAUUCAGAUGCAUCGCGUUGGGCUCCAGGGUGCGAGCGCACUUCCAUCUGGCCACCACGGCCGGUGCGUUCUACUCGGGCAUCCUGGUGACUCUCGGGCAGGUCCUGAUGGGGGUGGCGCUGGUAUUUUGCCGGGGCAACCCCAGGUGUGCGAAUUUCUUCCUCUUUGGGAUCUUAGUGUUUCUUUUGGGGGUCCUGACGGCGUUCUCGGGCGCGGUGGUGGAUGGCGACACGGUGUCCCUGGUGGAGAGGAAGUACGCGCACUAUUGCCUGGACUCUGUGGAUGUAAACCCGGCGUGCGCCCGGCUCAAGGUGUACCAGCGGGGCUUGGUGGUCUCCGCUAUCCUUAACACUCUGGAGUGCCUCCUGGGACUGAUGAACCUGGUGAUCAUUAAGCGUUACCAAACGGCGCAGUUUCACCGGAGACGCCGGACGCAGAGGCGGAGCGUGCGGAUCGUCCUGAACGAGGAACGAGACUUCGCGGUCACGGAGUUCCAGCCGGUAUCCUACAUUAACCUGGGGGUGGUUCACGCGUUGGACGAGGCGGACGGGGAGGUGCAGAGCCGGGGCCACCCGUCCAUGGUGCUGCCGGGCUAUUCGCCCACAAAUCCGGAGCUUAAUCACACGUUCCCGUUUUCUUACCCGCUUCACAGCGAGUUGCCACCUGCCUACGAGGACAUAUUCCCUGGAGAAGCGAGCAGCAAAUAGC